Lates calcarifer (barramundi perch) is the source of this 4879-nucleotide messenger RNA. It is a transcript of the gene june, whose product is annotated as JunE proto-oncogene, AP-1 transcription factor subunit. The coding region runs from base 228 to 1271 and encodes 347 amino acids. Lineage: Eukaryota; Metazoa; Chordata; Actinopteri; Centropomidae. Gene Ontology annotation, molecular function: DNA-binding transcription factor activity, RNA polymerase II-specific; RNA polymerase II cis-regulatory region sequence-specific DNA binding; transcription factor binding. Gene Ontology annotation, biological process: regulation of transcription by RNA polymerase II; regulation of cell population proliferation; regulation of cell cycle. The record is from RefSeq and is a predicted model, not a curated record. The transcript is spliced from 2 exons. Gene Ontology annotation, cellular component: transcription regulator complex.
GUUCAGUAUGACUAUCUCUCUCUGACUCACUCUGUCUGUUCUCGGAUCGUUCAGCAGCUCUCUGCUUCUCUCUGGACUGGUCUACUCUUCUUCUUCUUGUCUUCCUUUCUUCUUCUCUUCAUCCUGCCCUCAUCCUUCAGCUGCUGACGUCAGUGGAACAUUUCAAUCUCCUCUGAUAUUCAGGUUAAUCUAAUUAUGAAGAUUUCCUCUGAGAUGCUUCUUCGUCAAUGACGGCCAAGAUGGAGACUCCUUUCUACCACGACGACUCUCCCGCCGUCCCCGGCUACAGCCAGAUCACCGAAUACGAGCGUUACCCGGGAAACAAGAUGCUGAUGAGUAAGAAGGCCAUGUCAGUGGCAGGCAGUCAUCACUUCCCCAGCGGUGGGGCAGCAGGAGGGAGGAACCCCAACAACCUGGGGCUCGCCGGCAACAGCUCUCUGAUGACAUCAGUUGCAUCCUCUGCAGCAUCUGCAGCAGACAUGAAUCUGCUGAAGUUGGCAUCCCCUGACCUGGAGCACCUGAUUAUCCAGUCCAACCAGGGACUGGUCACCACCAGCCCUGUGUCCAACUCCAACAACCCCUUCAUCUACCGCAACCAGGCCACCAACGAGCAAGAAGGAUUUGCUGAUGGCUUUGUCAAAGCACUUGCAGACCUUCACAAGCAGAACCAACUGGUGGGAGGUGGCCCCAUGUCCCCAUCCUCAUCCUGCACUGUCUCCCUGCAGGCAUCCUACCAGAGGAACCUGAUGUCCAGCGGGGACAUGCCCGUAUACACCAACCUCAGCAGCUACAACCCAGGCCAGAUGCCAUAUUCUGGGGGACAGAUAGCAUAUGGUGGUGGCUCAGGCAACGGUGGUGGUGGAGCCCCACAGCCACACACCCGUGGCCUAGAUGCCCCUCAGACUGUCCCUGAGGUGCCUCACCCACCAGGUGACCCCAUGUCCCCACCCUCCCUCUCUCCGAUUGACCUUGAGACGCAGGAGCGAAUCAAAGCUGAACGCAAGAAACUCCGCAACCGCAUUGCUGCAUCAAAGUGUCGCAAGCGGAAGCUGGAGCGGAUAUCACGGCUGGAGGAGAAGGUAAAGGUUCUGAAGAGCCAAAACUCAGACCUGGCCUCCACUGCUGCCAUGCUGAGGGAGCAGGUCGCUCAGCUCAAACAGAAGGUCAUGAGUCAUGUCACCAAUGGCUGCCAGAUUGCCGUUGGCUCAACUGCUACCACCAAGUCUGGAGGAGGAGGGGGAGGCACUGGUAGUGAGGACUCCAGCUGCUGAGUAGGCAGGACACAAGGAGAAUGAGAGUGAGAUAAUCAGCAAUUUUACAAUUUUGGCAUUUCACUUGUGCUCUUGAUCAGAGCGAGCAGAGAGCGAAUGAUGCAGUUUCAAUGAUGCCUCAACUGGACAGUUUAAUGGGAUACAGUCCCUGUGAACCACUGUCAAUCAUCCAGCCAGAGGAAGCAGAGCAUAGAAGAAAGAAGAGACGGGAGAAGGGAUGAAUCCCUGACAUGAGCGAAGUUCAGACUUUUGAUGAUUUGGAAUUUUGACUGUGGAUUUUUAAACAACAGAUGGUAACAGAUUUAAUUUAAAGAGACUGUUCUGCAGCAGAGUUUGAUGGUCGGCAGCAUAUGUGUGAAGAGACGCAAUACAUUUAUUUGACUGGUGAAAAACGUUUCCAAAUGAUGACAAUAUUCUUUAUUUUUCAGAUGUCAUUAUAUGUCAGUUAAUAAAGUGUACUGGAAACUGGAAGUUAUUUUCUGCCACUGGUAAAUACUUUUCACUCAUAGUAAACACAUUUUGAUAAUUUCACUGAAUCAGAGUCAAUAAGAUAUUGGUCAUAAAACCUAAUCAAAAUAACUUAAGUGAAAUCAGUGAUGUCAUUUGUGUGGAUGUGAAGUAAUCAGACUACUUCUUACUACAGAGCAAAGACUGUGCACGGAAUUUACACUAAUCAGAGUCUUUAAAGAAACAUUUUUACUCAUUUGUUUUCAAAAUCCAGUGAAUGCCUCACUCUAAAAGGCCAGAGCUGCAGCUUGUCUUGUAAUCUGAUUACUGUUAUCUUUUUUUAUUUGACUCUAAUUUAAUUGUGUGUUAAUACACAUAAGUAACAAUUUCAAAAGAUUUCCAGCUGUGUUUUUCAUCUUUCAGCUGUUGGGCUGGUAUAAACUUUUCUCAGUGUUUCUGGAUCUUUCUGGGAACAGGACUGAGGACUUUUCAUAUCUCCUUUAUUCUAAUUUCAUAACAAAUAAGAUAUGACUGUUGAAUAAUAUUCACUAUUCUGAUUAUAAUAAUAAUAAUGUUAAUAAUAUGCCUGUUAUUCUUUUACCAUUUCUACACUGUAAAAAAAUCAGUUCACAUAAGUGGAUUCAUUUGGUUUGGUUGUUGACAGGUUAUAUAGAGGUCCAAUUCUAAGGCCUCAAUUGUUCCACACAGAUGCUUGAGUUUUGUCAUUAUAGCACAUAUAUUUCUUUAGUCCAAUUGGAGGAGCACAUGCACAGUUGGUGCCCUUGUAGCAAAGUGGCCGCAACCUUGUAUACAACCUUCUGAUGAUUAAAUUUAUGCCAUGUGGACCCUCGCAUACUUGAUACAGAAAGUUUAACACUAGCUUAACCUUCAUCUACAGUAUCUUACCCCGUGGUGGUAAUGGCCCUCCACAGGUUUCGAAAAUGCAGAAAAAUAAAUCUGCUGCUGAUUUCACAAAAAAUUAUCUCAGUUCAAAUAUGUUUGUCCUGCUUUAAGACACACACACCAAUAGCUUGAUAAAUUGGAGUAGAUUUUUACAGUGUAAAAAUAACUGGAAAUAAGAUGAGGGCCCAGUCUGUGAUCUUGAAUGUACAACAAAAUGUAUAUGAAGAAUAAUCCUGUGGUCCUUGAGCGGGUUGUGGAUAUACCUUAGGGAGUUCCUAGAGUCUGGGAGAAGGUAGUAGAAGUCCAUUGGUAGGUUCCUGAUGUCCUUGAGGAUUUUGUAGUCCUUCAGAAGGCUGUAGAGAUCCCUGGACAUCAGUAGCUUUGCAAUUGGUCUCCUGCAGUUUAAAUAAUUAAAGCUGCAGUUUUAACUGUCAACACAUGUCCACAUGUAUAAUUUGAACAGAUACCUGGCAACCAAUUAGAAACCAGGGUUGUGUGUUGACAGUGCAUUAAAAAUGCAUUUUGUUUGAUAACUGUGCACUUUUGGAUUUAAGUUAUUUGUGUGAAUACACCUUAGAUAUAUACUCAGUAAGCACAUUAUUAGGAACACCUUACUAAUACUGUGUGGGGCUCCCCCUUUUGUUCUCAAAAUAGCCUCAUUUCUUUGUUGCAGUUCUUUUGUUGAUUCCACAAGAUGCUGGAAACAUCCCUCUGAGAUUCUGGCCCAUGUUGACAUGAUCGCAUCACAUAAUUUCUGCGGAUUUGUCAGCUGCACAGUUUUGCUGCCAGUCUCCUGUUCUACCACACCCCAAAGGUGUUCUAGUGGAUUCAGAUUUGGUGACUGGGGAGGCCAAUGAAGUACACUGAACUCACUGUCAUAUUCAUGAAACCAUUGACCAUUAGAAGAUGGGAAAUUGUGGCCAUAAAGGGAUGCAAAUGGCCAGCAACAGUACUUAGAUGGGCUGACAGUCAACAUUCAAGUUAUGAUUGAUUAUUGUUAAGGGCCCAAGUUGUGCCAAGAAAACAUUCCCCACACAUUACACCAGCACCACCAGCCUUGACUGUACACAAGGCAGUUUGGGUCCAUGGAUUCAUGCUGCUGAUGCCAAAUUCUGACCCAACGAUAUGUGUGCCUCAGCAGAAGUCAAGAUUCAUCAGACCAGACUACAUUUUUCCAGUCUUCACCUGUCCAGUUUUGGUGAGUCUGUGCCCCGUGCAGCUCAAGAUUUCUGUUCUUGGCUGACAGUAGAGGAAUCCAUGGUGGUCUUCUGUUAUAGCCCAUCCACCUCAAGAUUGCAUUUUUGUCCUCUGCUCACUACUGUUGUAAAGGGUGGUUCUAUCAGCAGAACUGCUGUUCACUGGGUGUUUGCCGUUGUUCACACCAUUGUAAGUAAACUCUAGAGACUGUUGUGUAUGAAAACUCCAGGGCCAUGGUCAAAGUCACUGAGCUCAAAUUUUCCACCUUUCUGAUGUUUGAUGUGAGCAUUAACUAAAGCUCCUGACCUGUAUCUGCAUGACUCUAUACAUUGCACUGCAGCAACAUGAUUGGCUGUUUGAAUAGUUGCACAAAUAAGCAGGUUUACAGGUGUUCCUAAUCAAGUGCAUGGUGAGCGUACAUGGUGAAAAAAAUUACACACUUAUUAUACAAAAUAUAUGGUACAUAGGUUGUUGUUCAUGCAGUGUGUUGAUUGAUAUUUUCUCACACAUUGUCAACCAUGAAGCUAAUGUUCCCUUUAUACUCUUAGACUGUUUUCACUGAAUUUACUGUGCAGUCAGUAUGUCUUUCAUGUUACAGUUUUAAAACUGCAGCUGUCAGAUAGAGAAACAUAACUGCAAAUAAAUAAGACAAAUAAGAUAUAAAUUAAACACCCACUACUUUAAGAGUAUAACAUUACAUCAGAGAUCAUGACUACUUGCAGAUGGAAAAAAAAAAAGUUUCAAUUUCAGUUUCAGUUACGUGUUUUCUGUCUGACAAUAAACAUGAGAGACUUUGAAAAAUACAGUAGGUGAGCAUCAAGCAAAUAUUUAUUUUCUUUUUUUACUUGAACAAGGCUUUUGACAUGUCUAAUGAUUCUAUUUUUGUACAAAUGUAUAAAAAUUGUUGUUAUUAAUAUACUGAAAUGUGUGAACAAUCUGAUUUAUCACUUUAUGUCUCUAUUUAUUAUGAAUAUCUUUUGUUAUACAGAUGUGUUUAAUUCCUUCACACUGUUUUACUGUGUUGAGAUGUUCGUGUCAAUAUAUCAGUGAUGAAAUACUCA